Messenger RNA from Girardinichthys multiradiatus, 957 nucleotides. RefSeq lists its product as uncharacterized. The coding region runs from base 97 to 657 and encodes 186 amino acids. The record is from RefSeq and is a predicted model, not a curated record. The transcript has 5 exons. Lineage: Eukaryota; Metazoa; Chordata; Actinopteri; Cyprinodontiformes; Goodeidae.
UCCUGUUUUUUGAGGAAACUAUGACUCAAUUUCAAGUAAAGUGAGAAAAAGAACCCACUUUCACUGUCAAUCUAAGAGGCAGCUGAAGAGUAAAAUAUGUCCCAGGCGGUACUGUUCAUCAGCCUUCUGUUGGUGCAGAUCACAACCCAGAGUCGUCCCGUAGAAGUUCUAAAAAAUUGCAACGAUGAUGUUACACUUGAAUGUCCAGUUUUCAGCAGCAUGGAUUUUUACUCGCUGACAUGGUACAAGGACAGCAUACCUAUUAUCAGGAAGCGAAAGCGUGAAACACAGUCCUCCAGCUUCUCUCGGGAUGCAGAGUUCGGAGAGAAUCUCGGUCUAUUUUUGCCGAAAGUGAAGCCUGCAGAUUCAGGCACAUACAAAUGUGACAUCAAAGCAAAUGUUGGACAACGAAACAAGGAAGGCCAUGUCAACCUAACCAUUACCGAGUGUGUGACCCAGAUUGAGCCAACCACAAUGGCAACAACAGUGAACUCAACCUGGUCCAGCCUGCCUUUACAACUUAAAGAGUUUCCAUUUAAGUGGAGCGUAACAGGCUACUUAUCAGUGGCCAUUGCAAAAAUUCUUCUGUCUUUGAUCAGCAUUCAGAUCCUUCGAAUCCUGUCAGCGAGACGUCAGAAGAAUAGAUUAUGCAGCUAACAGAAGAAUUCCCAUGGAAACAGCUAAGAAAAUACGUGUGUAGAUGCAUUUUGUUCAUUUGUUUUUGUUUUUUAUUAAUUUUUGUGUUUUUUUAAUGCUCCUGCUUUGUAAAGGUGUGUAACUGUGUGUUACCAUAUCACUGUUUGUUUUAUUGUUCUGCAAGAAGGUCAACAGGAACACACAUGACAGGAUGUCAGGUCUCUCAUUUAUAGAAACAGAAACCAUGCCCUUAUAGACACAUAUACAUACAUUAUUAACCAUAUCCAACAUGUAGACAAUGUAAAUAAAAUUUCCAUCAUA